AUGGUUUACCCAAAUAUCAGUAAAGGUAAUAUUUGGAGGGCAAAAAAUCAUUGUUGCAUUUAUGUUUGAUUUUUUAUUUAAAUUUUCCAUAGCUUUAAAAAGUAAUUGCUUAAUGACUUUUGUCUAUUACUUUAUUACAAGUUUACACAAUUAGUGUUACACUAUAGUAUAUUAUUUGAUUCAUUCACAAUAUUUUAAUUGAUUGUAAUUCACAGUUCAUUGAUAAUAUCUGAAAAACUAUAUAAGAAAACAUAUAUACAUAUAUCGUUUUUUUAUGUAUGACAUAUUUUAAAUACUAUAUUAUCUAAAUAAUAUAAUAUACAAAAAUAUUUAAUACAACAAAAGUUCAUUUUCAGAUAAAAAUUAUAUCAUAAUGUGAUUAUAUAUAAGUUUUAUUACAUUUUCAAAAAUUUUUAUAUUUAAAUUAAAAUAUUUUUACAUUAAUAUUAAUUAAAAUAUAUCGUAACUAAAAAUAAUGUAUUUGCAAGAUAAAUACACUAGAUAUUUCUAACGUAAAUUAAUUUUGAAAUAUAAAAUAUUAAAGAAAAAUUACAAAAAAAGAUGCAACACUAAACAAUAUUUUACAGAAUGUGUUAUUUUAUUUUAAUGAAAAGAUUAAACAUAGAAAGAGUAAACUCCUUACCUUUUGUCUCGGUCAAACAUCUGCUUUGUCAUGAUAAAUCUAUAAUUGAAUUAAUGUUUUGUGACUGAAUAUACGACUAUUUUUUAUAAUUUAACCUAAUAUGGUUGUAGAGUUUUAUGGCAAUAAUAUUGUUAUAUUAUAAUAAUAUAAUAUUGAGAAUAAAACAUUGAUUUUGUGAAGCAAGAAAUUUUUUUACAGACAUUCACAAAUUAUUUUCCCUAAAUUAAAGAAAUUUAUAUUACAUUCGACGUCAGAGUAAAGAAAUACACAUUUAUAUAUACACAUCACUUCAGCUUGUUGCACUUGAAAGUACGUGAUUGCUGCAUGUAUCGUAGGUAUACGACAUAAAAUUAGAUUUUGAAGAUAAUUUUGAAAAACAUGAUGUAUUUUUUGUCAUAGUAUAUAUACAUUUUUUAAUUAAGCAUGUUAUUUGUUAAAAAAUAAUUUACUGUUGUCUAUACUAACCUAAAAGUUAUAUUAACUUAACCUAAAUACAUAUAAUAAUUUUUAUGAAUUAAAAUUUGACAGAAAUUUAUAUUAAUGGCUAAGGAUCAUAAAUAUUUGAAACGCUUAAAGUCUGAGAAAAUGAAAACAAAAUUCAAAGCAAAAAAAAUAAAACAUUUACCAAAAGAUUUAAAUAUUAUGGAUCCUUCGUUUAAAGUUAAAACAAUUGUUAUACGAGAACAGUUAAAACAGCAUGAUAAGAUGGAAAUACUUAGCAAGAGAAAACUUAAUAUUAAGGAUUUGUUGUCACGUUUACAACAUUAUAAUUCGACAGUUCGACAAAAUGCUGUAAAAGAAUUGAAAGAAAUCUUAUCAAAACAUUCUUUUAAAUUGUUAAGUUCUCAAUUUGGACCUCUUUUACAAGGUGUUUGUGCACUCUCCCUCGAUAAAGAAAGAGAUAUUAGACAUGACUCUUUGAAAGUUUUAAGUCUAAUCCUUGGACCAAUUUCUAAUGAUCAACUUAAUCCAUAUUGUGAUGUAUUGAUUUCUUAUUUGAGAUGUUCUAUGACACAUAUUGAUCCUUACAUCAAAGAAGAUGCUUUACUGUUCUUGGAUGUACUUGUGCAAAAUUGUAGCAAUAUUCUGGCAAAAAACAGUUAUAAAGUGCUGCCAAAUUUUUUAGAUAUGAUUUCCAAAUUGCAUACAGAAAUGAAGCCCGGAAGACUAUUAGUAACAACCUUAAACUCCAAGAAUAGUAAUGUUAAAUGGAGGAUAAAAGUAUUAGAAAGGCUUGCUACUAUGUUUAGUUCCAUGGUUACUUUCUUUAAAUCUCAAGAGAAUAUCAGUUUAGAUGAAAGUGUAAAACUUAUAACUGUGAAUAAAAAUAUUAGAUAUAUUCCUACUUAUACCAAUAUAAAAUAUAAUUUUCAAAAUUGUAAAAUUGAUUUUGAAAGAAUUAAUGAUGUGGAAGAAAAUAACAUUAAUAACAUUAAUAACACUUCAGAUGCAGAUGAAUUUGUGAAAUACGUAGAAUUAUUAAUGCCACUUAUAUUUGACAGCUGGCUUGAAGUAUGUCCUGAUGAAAAAAAUAUUGACAAUUCUGUAGUUUUUAUUUCUACAGAGGCAUUGGAAUUAUUAAAAAAUAUCAUAACAAUAAUACAAUUAAUAAUUGAAUGUAUUGAUAUAUUGCACACAAAAAGUGAUACAUUUUUCCUAACAGAAAAACUGAAAAAUUGGUCUGACAUAAAUAAUAUUAUGCUACCACAACUGACUAAGCUUCUGAGAACAUUAUUUUUAAAAGCAAGUAAAAUUUGGUACAAAAAUCAACUUUAUUUGAAUGAAACUUUACAAUUAGUUAUAAAUGCAUGUUGUAAUCACUUAAAAAGAGAAAUACAGUUACAAUUAUUUUCUGUGAUCAGCGAAAUAAUGUUAGAUCAUACGUUGCAAGAAUUACAUAGGGAAAAUGUAUUUAAAGAAUUCAUCUCAACUUUGCCAAAUCUCUUGUUAAAAUCAAAAAUACAUGAAAAUACAAUACAGAUAAUAAAUAAGAUUGUACUCCGUUAUAGAAAUUGGAUUCAAAAAGAACUUCUCAUAAAUUACAAAAACAUUAUAGGUAAUUGUACAUAAAAAUAUUACAUUUAUAAUUGCAUGUAUGUUAUAAACAAUGCUAUUAUUAUUUAUAUUACAGAAAACGCCAAAAAGAUUGAAAUUAUCGGAUCUGAAGACCAUAAACAAUCUCGUCUUAUGAUAUGUAAUUUGUUUUACUUUUUAAAUACCGAAAUUUUCUAUUAAGUAAGAUAAGUAUAUAUUUCUUUAAUAAUUUUAUAUUUUACUAUAAAUUUUUACAAAAAAUGAUAUUUUUCGUGUUUUUUAAUAAAUCAUUAAUUUAUUAUUCAAAUAUUUAAAAAUUAUUAUUAGAGCAUUGCUGACAAUAUGCAGUCAUUAAUAAUAUUAAAUUAUAUACUUAAUACUUAUUAUAAAUAGAUACAUAA
Messenger RNA from Heterotrigona itama, 3078 nucleotides. Lineage: Eukaryota; Metazoa; Arthropoda; Insecta; Hymenoptera; Apidae. The record is from the annotation of a GenBank genome assembly.